Molecule: messenger RNA, 1274 nt
Organism: Cuscuta epithymum
Lineage: Eukaryota; Viridiplantae; Streptophyta; Magnoliopsida; Solanales; Convolvulaceae
Source: the annotation of a GenBank genome assembly
CACCUCUCUUUAAAUAUCCCCCACCAACUAUAAUUAUGCCCAUACUAAUCAAAUAAACAAACAAAAGAGGAUAUAUAGAUUUGGUUUUAGUUUCCCAGCUUGGAACAAAGGACUUUGAUGGGUGAGUGCAUAGUGGAUUUUGAAGACAACUGUGGCCUCCAAGCAGUAGUUCAUCAUCAGCCAUCAAUGGAUAUGAAUCCAGCACCAGAUCAUUUCUUCUUCACUCCCCAAUCUUACAACUUGUUUGGUGAUUCCUUUGUGGAAUCCAGAAAUGAUGCAUUAUUAGAGGAGCUUUACAAGCCCUUUUACCAGCUGCCUGGUCCAUCAUCAUCAUCAUCCCCUCCUUUCUCCAAUAAAGUCAUGCAACAACAAGAUGUAGCAGUUGUUGAUCUUGAGAUGAAGGGGUUUUCGGGUGAAGCUUCGCCGCCAUCGUCUGUCUUGGAGAGUACUUCAAAACUUGCACUCAAGCACAAAACAAGGAAGAAUGGGCAUAAAAGAGUGGUGAUUCAAGUAGGAGCUGAGGAGCUUUCUAAAGAUGAUAAGUGGGCUUGGCGAAAAUACGGGCAGAAACCGAUUAAAGGCUCACCCUAUCCUAGGAGCUAUUAUAGGUGCAGUAGCGCGAAAGGGUGUUUAGCGAGGAAGCAAGUGGAGAAAAGCAAUAGUGAGCCGGGGAUGUUCAUAGUCACCUACACGGCGGAGCACAGCCACAGCCACCCCACGCGGCGCAACUCCCUCGCCGGAACUAUGAGAAACAACAAGUUCAAUCCACCUGCCAGUGCUGCUGCUCCUACCUCCACUUCAAAACCGACUCCACAGCUUCUUCUUGCACAAAUAAUAUCGCAUCAUCAUCAGGGUAAAGAGCCAUCUUCUUCUUCUUCUUCAUCGGAUCUAUCCCCGGCGUCCAGCAAGGAGGAAGCAACAGUAACGUCGAUAAAAGAUGAGGAGAGAUUGGUAGAAAUAAGUGGUGAUAUGGCGCCGGAGAAGCAACCGGUGAUAAUGGAUGAUGGUGAAGAUUUCUUUGCAGGUUUAGAGGAUCUGGAAGGGCUAAUGUCACAGUUUUGUUAUUCUUCUUUGCCAAACUAUCCCUCCCGCAAUAAUCUCUAGUUAGUUACAUAUUAGCAUCUAUCAAUCUGUUACUUGGACAGUUAGCAUCACUAUAAGUAUGGUCAAUUAUAUCUUGAUCAUUCAGUUAUGUAAAUAUAUUGUUUCAGCUGAAUUCAGUAUAGAUAAUCCACGAAAUAGAAGUAAAGAAUAGCACGUACAUUUUACAAAAA